Stegostoma tigrinum is the source of this 6915-nucleotide messenger RNA. It is a transcript of the gene slc5a6a, whose product is annotated as solute carrier family 5 member 6a. Gene Ontology annotation, cellular component: membrane. Gene Ontology annotation, biological process: sodium ion transport; pantothenate transmembrane transport; biotin transport. Gene Ontology annotation, molecular function: sodium-dependent multivitamin transmembrane transporter activity. The record is from RefSeq and is a predicted model, not a curated record. Lineage: Eukaryota; Metazoa; Chordata; Chondrichthyes; Orectolobiformes; Stegostomatidae. The transcript has 17 exons. Bases 770 to 2671 code for a protein of 633 amino acids.
CCUCCCCGCCUACACUCAUCUCUACUGGCUCCAUCCCCGCCUCUUUGACCUGUCUGUCUCCUCUACCCACCUUCCAUCCGCCUCCCCCUCUCUCCCUAUAUAUUUCAGAACCCCCUUCCCCUCCCCUAUUUCUGAAGGCGGUUCCAGGCCCGAAAAGGUUGUGCAACGUUGGAACAUUGUGGGUGGUGAUAGAGGUGUGAUCAUUUGAAUAUUUUUAAGGCAGAAGCAGAUGGAUUCUUGCUCAACAGAGGAGUCAAAUGUUCUCUGGGAUAGAAACUCAUGAAGCUGGAUAGAAUGUAUCCUCCCCCACAUUUGAUUUAUCUUCUAACCAGACUUGGACAGUGUGUUCUCUUCGAUGGCUGGCUGUUCCACCUGGCUAAAACCCGAUGAUCUCUGCUCCGUCAUACCCUGAGAGGUUUUAUUUGUGCGGACGUCCUGCUGGGUCGUUAAUGAAAGGAAUGACCAGAGAGAGGCGGCAAUCAGACUGAGCAGGACACACAAGCUCGAGGGAAAGGAGUCCGGCUGUGCCACUUUCUCCGAGCCCUGCAUUAGACUGGUUGCCUGUGGGGUGUGUAUGUCUGUGCAUACUAAUGACCUCUCGCCGUAUUAAUUAGAACACUCGGACCUUUGCUGUGAUGACCUAAGCUCUGCUCAUUCUCCCGCCUGUCUAUGCUGAGUGGUGAUUUCCCCCUAGGGAGACUCUCUGAUAAGGUGGAGAGUGUGCUCGGGGAGCCGGGUGUUGGGCCACAAAACACCUCCCGCAGUGAGAAUGGCCAGUUCAGCUGUAAUGCGCUUUACCGUAGUUGACUAUGUCAUCUUUGCUCUCCUCCUGAUCUUCUCAUCAGUCAUCGGCCUUUUCUACGCACUGAGUGGUGGGCGGCAGCGGACGACCCAGGAGUUCCUGUUGGCAGGCCGCAGCAUGACCUUCCUACCAGUGGCACUCUCCCUCCUUGCCACCUUCCAGUCUGCUGUCGCCAUCCUAGGCGUACCAGCUGAGAUCUACACCUUCGGUACUGAGUACUGGUUCCUCGGCUGCUCCUACUUCCUCGGGCUUCUCAUUCCCGCCCACAUCUUUGUCCCCAUGUUCUACCGGCUGAAGAUCACCAGCACCUACGAGUACCUUGAGCUGCGGUUUAACAAGGCAACGCGACUAUGCGGGACAUUGACCUUCAUUUUCCAGAUGGUGAUUUACAUGGGUGUUGUGCUCUAUGCACCUGCACUGGCAUUGAAUGCAGUGACUGGCUUCGAUUUGUGGGGAGCAGUGUUAACCAUGGGGUUAGUUUGCACACUGUACACAGCACUGGGUGGACUGAAGGCUGUAAUCUGGACAGAUGUGUUUCAGACGCUGGUGAUGUUUUCUGGGCAGCUGGCUGUCAUCAUCAUUGGAACAAAGGAGGCCGGAGGAAUCAGCGAAGUGUGGCGAAUUGCCAAAAACAACGGCAAGAUCUCAGGAAUUGACCUGAAUCCUGACCCCUUUGAGCGUCACACUUUCUGGACUCUGAGCUUUGGCGGUGUGUUCAUGAUGCUGGCACUUUACGGGGUGAACCAAGCACAAGUCCAACGCUACCUCAGCUCACGGACGGAGCAGCAGGCAAUUUUGUCGUGCUAUGUGGUGUUUCCAUGCCAACAGUUAGUUCUGGCUAUGGGAUGCAUUUUGGGCCUUGUUAUGUAUGCUCGCUAUGGAGAAAAUGGCCCCCUUCAGCAGGGUUAUGUCAACGCCUCUGAUCAGAUGGUGCUUUACUUUGUCAUGGACAUUCUUCAGCAUUAUCCUGGCUUACCUGGACUCUUCAUUGCCUGCCUGUUCAGUGGAGCACUCAGUACAAUAUCAUCUGCAUUCAAUUCGCUAGCUGCCGUCACCAUGACAGACCUGGUGAAACCUCAGUGUCCACACAUGACAGAGGCUCGAGCCACACUGAUAUCCAAGUGUCUCGCACUGGGCUACGGGUUGCUGUGUCUCGGAAUGGCAUACGUCGCGUCACUGAUGGGCUCAGUGCUCCAGGCAGCAUUGAGUAUUUUUGGGAUGGUUGGUGGUCCACUGCUUGGAAUCUUUUGCCUAGGAAUGUUUUUCCCCAUGGCUAACUCUAUGGGUGCAAUCUCUGGACUGGUAGCAGGAUUGAUAAUGGCAUUCUGGAUUGGAAUUGGCAGUUUUAUCUCCAACCGUGCAUCUUUUUCAUUCGUCAAUGCAACCACAAUCAAGAAUAUUAGCACUGCCUUGACAACUAACACCAUGACACCUGUCAACCUGACGACAGUAGCGCCAAACAGUAGCCUCACAGGACUGAAGAAGUUCUACUCUCUCUCCUACAUGUGGUACAGUGGGCACAAUGCAGCCACCGUAGUUAUUGUGGGACUGCUGGUCAGUUUCUUAACAGGCCCAGUGAAAGGAGAAGAUGUGAACCCGUCAACGGUUGUUCCGGUUCUGCGUUAUCUGCUCUUUUUCCUGCCAGAGCGAUGCAAGGAGAAGCUGAGUUGUGGAGUCCGCUAUCAUCCUGCACGCAAUGAACCCAGCUUGCAUCAUUCUCUCGUGCCAACCAAAGAGCCAAACGGGAUGAUAAAUAAUGACGUGAUGAGGAGAGAAGAGAAGCAGGAGUUUGGAGCUGAACCGCCAAAGGAAAUGGAAAUCAGGAAGGGGGAUCAGGCGGUAGAGGUCCUGCAAGAGACAUCUUUGUGAGAGUGGGUCCUGAAUGAUUAUGUACUCCCAUCGGUCAGUGGUGCUGGGAUAUCGCCUGGGAGAGUGAAAUAGUUGUACCAGUUUUUAACCAAGGAAAGCCCACAGCAUAUUGAUGUAACCCAUACUUCGUGGAUAGUUGGUGAUCUCGUCAUGCUGUGGUUUGCCUUUGCUAUAGUUUGGAGCAUACAUGGGACUAGGCGACUCAUAAAUGGGAAGCAGGCGGUCAAAGAAAGGGGGCUAACUAAUUAACCAUUUACCACCAUCUCUGUCGGAUUGACAGGCGGUGCCAUGGAUUCCACCCCAAUAGGUAAAUGUUGAAUGCAGCCCCUUUUGUUGACACGUUGCUAUUUUCUGAUGGGAGCCAGUUUAUUCCUCACCAGGUCCGCCAUUUUUUAGCAGUUAGCUUAAAGCUGGCACUUGAGCCAAUUUCAGUUUAGACUCCAGGUCUGGGUGGGCAGAGAAGUGGCAGGGGCAGAUCAGAAGCUUUACUUCCUCAGGACUUGGGCUACAUGUUGGGUGAAGUUUUCUUUUGGAGAGAAAGCAGAGUUAAUGUUUAACCCCCAGUCAUUAACCGUACUUUCUCCUUUAGUGUUUUAAUGAAAAUUUCUGGCUUGGAUUGUGGUUAGAGUUGUUGGUUAGAUCGCCAAGCUGACUGGUUUCCAUGCAAUGAUUUCAUCUCCCUUCUAGGUGAUAUGGUCAGUGCGAUGUAGCCUCCAUUGAAGCGCUGUUGUUCUAUCCUGCUCUGAAUUUAUAUGGUCUGGUCUGUCAUGGCGAGCAGUUUUGUUUCAAGUUUUAUACCGUGCUGGUAUGUAGAUGGGGUCUAUUCCAACGUGUUUGUUUACCCGUGGUUCACCCAUCUUCGGUCUCAUAGUGGAAACGUAUGCAAAGACUGAAAUGCACAGCCCUCCCCCAGAUCCAGCCUAAACUAUGGGUUAGAUACAUGGACCAUACUUUCAUUAUCAUUACACGAGCAAAGUUAGAAGAAAUGCUCCACCGUAUUAACAGAAUAUUCACUGUGAUCAAGUUCACCAGGGAAGAGGAGAACAGCAUUCAGCUCCCAUCUCCAUACAUAAUGGUGGAACAAACAACGGGUGAAUUCCUUACCAUUCAGAAAGGCUACACACACACACCAAAUCCUGAAUUACAACAGUAACCACUCCAGUGCACACAAACACUUAAAUCAUGUUAAAGUGAGUGAUAAUUCAUUGCAACGCCCCAGAGCUGUGCAAACACAAAAAGGAGCACCUGUACAGAAUCUCUAGAAAGAAUGUGUAUCCCAACACCUUAGUCUGCUGAUGCCUGACAACACCAAGAAGACACUGUACACCCCAACACAAUGGCCACCCUACCCUAUAUUAGAAACACAUCGGAACUGACUACAAAAAUUGUACAGAGAUGACCUCUUGGCAUAAGGAUAAUACAUAAAACAACAGCUACACUUCGCCAGCUACUCUCAAAGAUGAAGGACGCCAUACUCACAAAGAGCAGGACAAAUGUGAUAUGCAAAAUACCCAUUCCACAACUGCAAGAGACACUACAUAGGACAGACUGUCAGGAAACUUGCCACUAGGAUACACAAACACCAAUUUGCAGCAAAAUGGCACGACCAGCUCUCCCUCAUUCCGAUACACUCCAACACGCGCAUGUGAAUCUGUGGGCUGAAUUUGUAUUUGCAGGUACGUUCUGUUCAAAAAGCACACAAUUCAUAGAUAAUCAAUGUGGCGUUUUAUAAAUUCCUACUUUAGAAAUAAAACCAGUCUGAUCUGACUCCAAACCAAAACUCAAACAGAUUCUAAACAAGGCCUCACACGUGACAUGCACUGUCUGACCUAAAAUGUCACCUCUUCACAACACUAAUAAAACCUUUAAUUCUCCCAGGAUAGUGACUUGAAAGGAAUCCAGGGAUUUACAUACACAUAUUAAUCAAUUAAAACCUUAUAACUGAUUAAAGAUUUAAUAACAUCUUGGUUUGUUUAGUACAUCCUCUUCUGUGGUGUGGCCCUUUGAUCUUUUACUGAUAAAUUCUGUGUCUGAUACUAUCCCUCUCACUAACACCUGAAGGAGGACUGAGGCUCCGAAAGCUUGUGUUUUCAAAUACACCUGUUGGACAAUAACCUGGUGUCAUGUGCUUUCUAACUGGGGCAAAGUUACAGUACUCGGACAAGCAAAACAAAGACAAGAAUUCCCGGAGGCUUGGUUUUCAACCAUUGAUGCAUUAAACAAACAUAAUGAAAUAGAUCCCAUCUACAUACCACUCUGGUACAAAACAAGACUGCCCACUAUGACAGAGAUAAUGGGAACUGCAGAUGCUGGAGAAUCCGAGAUAACAAAGUGUGGAACUGGAUGAACACAGCAGGCCAAGCAGAAUCUUAGGAGCAGGAAAGCUGACGUUUCGGGCCUAGAUCUAUUUCAAUUCAGAGUGGGACAGAACAACAGUGCUUCCUUGGAGGCUAUACAGUACUGACUGUGUCACCUAGAAGGGAAAUGAAAUGUUUGCAUGGGAACCAGUCAGCUUGGCGAACCAACCAACAACUCUGCUCUCUGUCCACAGAUGCUGCCGGACCUGCUGACUUUUCCCAGCAAUUUCUGUUUUUGUUUUGGAUUACCACAUCUCCAGUUCUUUGAUUUUUUAAAAAAAAUUUGGUAUUUAAUAUUUUUCAAAGUUGGAAUGUACUAAUGACUGGUUUGUAUGGUGACAGGCAGGUACUUUCCUACUUUUGCUGACAGAGACUCAGUUCUUGUUGUUUUGAAAACUUGGUUGAGUUAAGGUCUGAGCUCGCUGCUUCUUGUUAUUCCUUUAACCCAAUCAAGAGUCCGCUACCCCAUCCAGAGGUUUCUGUUAUUGCUACGCUGUAAUCUAUUGAAAUGAGAUGCACAAGCACAGCCUCACUGAGUGAGGAUUGCCACUUCCCUUCCCUCCUUCCCUGCCCAAACUCCUUCCAGCUCUCAGUCCUGUACCUCAUGACAGCUGAAUUUGAGGGGGCAUUUGAGGCUGUGGGAAAUCUGCCGUUUAGUCUCCAGUACAAUGAAUCCAAUGCUUCCAUUCACUAGAUGUCAGUCUGGUCUCGUUUGGUCGCACUCUGGACUCAAGUUCUUUUAUUUAUUAAUUGGCUAGCCCAGUAUUUAUUAGCUAUUCCUAAUUGCCCAAAGGCCAGUUAAGAGUCACCCAUAUUGUUGUCUGGAGUCAAAUAUAGGCCAGACUGGGUAAGGAUGGCAGAUUUCUUUCCCUAAAGUGCAGCAGAUGAGUUUUUAUGACAAUUGACAGUGGUCAUCAUUAGAAUCCUAAUUCCGGUUUUUUUUAAAAUUCAGACUCUCAUCACUGAUCAGAUGCCCAGGCCAUUGCCUGGAUCUCUGGAUUAAUAGCCCAGUGACAACAACUUCAGGCUGUCAUCGUUCCUUAUUCCCUUGCUCAUUCUUCAUUUAAUUACUUAUUUUUAAAUUGCGAUAGUGCUGUCCUAUUGACAUUCCUGAUACACUGACGUUCAGGGCCUGGCUCAGUGGGUGACCUGACUACAUCAGUCUUUCCUCAACAUUAGUUUUGCAUUGUAAUACUGCACUCUGAGUAGAACUGUGGUUUCUAAUGCUCAUGACAUGCAAUGUGAGUUUCUGACUAUCUUGCAUACUUGUAUGAUUCAGUUUUCACCGUCCAUGUCAGCACAAGGUGAAAUCGCAUGAAAGAUAAACAAAACACCGUAAAUGUCAGACUGAAGUCUCACCUUUCACUCUCUUGUGGUCACUCUGAAUUUUCACCUUGUGGAAAGUUACACUUGUUUGGUAUUAGAACUUUUCUUUAAAAAGUUAUUGCAGAUUUGUCAAGCUUGUUUCAUCCCUAAACAUGAACAUGCUUUUGUUAUUGUCUAUAAUCCAGGAAAAGGGAGUUCAAAAACAUGACAGUUCGAAAACUUAAAUGAAAAUUGCGGAAUAAAAGGCUCAUAUCAGUUAAAAUGGCCAUGAAUCUGUCUGAUGGUCCUAAAAACCCAAAGUGAACUGGAUUUUACGACAGUUGACAAUAGCAACAUGUUCGCCAUUAGACUAACUUCUUCUAAUUAGGAUUUUAUGGAAUUCAGAUUUCACCAUCUGCCUUGGCAGGAUUUGAACUAAUCCCCCCAUUGCUAAUCCAGUGGAAUGACCUCCACACUUCUUUUAUAGCGAGUUUUGAGACGAUUUGUAGCUCAGGUUGAGGUUCUGGAUGUGAGUUUGCUCGCCGAGCUGGAAGGUUAGUUUUCAGACGUUUCGUCACCAUU